Messenger RNA from Chondrus crispus (carragheen), 1888 nucleotides. RefSeq lists its product as hypothetical. Gene Ontology annotation, biological process: response to oxidative stress. NCBI's taxonomy places the organism in Eukaryota, Rhodophyta, Florideophyceae, Gigartinales, Gigartinaceae. The record is from RefSeq and is a predicted model, not a curated record. The transcript is spliced from 2 exons. Bases 1 to 1551 code for a protein of 516 amino acids. Gene Ontology annotation, molecular function: heme binding; peroxidase activity.
AUGCGCGGCACCCCGUACUACCCCCCGGCCACCCCGCACCAGCUGCUGCCCCUGUCGGAGACCUCCGUCUCCCUGCGCGCCGCCGUCGCGCGCCACCUCACCACCGACGCCCACUGGCUCCGCGCCUCGCCCGAGGACGCCCCCGCCCGCCUCGCCCCGAGACUCCUCGCUUGGUACCGCUUCGCCGCCGCCAACCUCCGCGUCCUCUCCCUCUCGCCGCGUCACGCCCUUGCCCCCGCCCUCGUGUCCGACAUCAUCGCCACCGUCGCGGCCAACCGCCCGCCGCUCCGCGUCCUGGAUCUCUCCGUCUUCGCUCUCCCCGCCCCGCCCACCGAACACUUCGUGCACACCCUCGAUGCCCUCUUCCGCGCCGCGAGGCUCUCACUCGUCGAGCUCCAUCUCAACCUCGCCGCCGACUUCUUGCUCGACCUGGCGGCCGACGCCCACCUCGUCGCCCUCACCACCCUCGACUUGCGCCACGAGGGCCCGCUCGAUCCCAUGCGCUUGCUCUCCUUGCUGCACAGUCUGCGCGAGCUCACCGCCACCACCUCGCUCAAGCCCAAACUAGAGACCCUGCACUUCCGCCUGUCCGAGCCUUUGCCGCCGGGGCUGCGCCCGGAGGCCAUCGCCGCCGCCACCCCGGCCGUGAAGAACCUGCGCUACACAGAGCUCUCGGCCCUGCGUGCCGACUGCACUGAGCUGGGCGUCCCUAUCGUGCAGCUUGCCACCGUCCUCAAGGGGCUCGAGGAGCUCGUGCUCACCAACGCCACGCUGGACUUCUCGCUGCUGCAGCCGCUGCUGGAGCGCGACUCGCACCGCCAUCUCACGCGCGUGUCGCUGAACAACUGCAGCAUCCCGGGCUUCCUCUCGGGCUUCCCUCUCCUGCGCUCCAGCUCUGACUCUCUGAUCCGUUCGCUAGACCUGGCCGACGUCACGCUGGGCGCGUCCGAGCUCGCCGUCGUCGCCGAGCGCUGCUCCGCAGUCGAGGCCUUCGGCCUCAGCAUUGAGCGCGCCACCGCCGCCGCGCUGCGCCGCGUGUGUGUGAGCCUGCCGCAGCUCGCGUCCAUGGACCUUCGCGUCGUCGGCGCGAAGGACGAGCCCGUGCGCCAGGGCUGCCGCGACGGCAUUGUGAGCGCGGUUUGCGCGACGCGCGGCGAGUUUAGUAAGCUCGUCGUGAGGGGGGAGACGCUCCCCGUCGCAGGGCUGGCGCAGAUCUUCAGGACGCUGGGCGCCCGGUUCGAGUAUUUGGUGACGGGCGUGCAUGCGCCCCGCGUGUCGAUGAGCCGUGCUAUCAUGGGGCUGCUUGCGGUCGUGAAGGAGCACUGCACGGCGUUCAAGAUUCUGUGCUUCGGGCUCGACCUCGCCUAUGACCCGCGUGCAGACGACCUGCAUGAGGCGUUUGUGAAGACAAUCGACGGGCUGGAGGACAGGCUGCCUAUGCUGGAUACGGUGUGGCUCAGGAGAAACGCCGAGUCGCUACUCGCGAUUCAGAAGCCGGUCGGGUUCGUCGAGUUUAGGGAAGGCGAGGGAGAUUUGGACCUGACCGCGUGAGUGAUGGGUUUGUACCAAUGUGGUGCGGGGUGGAGGUUUCUGGGUCAUUAGUGGGUUUUGCGGCGCCUUGCUCGGAGGUAGAUGCAAUAGCAACGUAAUAGCGUCGUUUUUUUGCGUGGGAACGGGAGGGUAGGGCGGCUGAUGGUAGUAGGUCAAGCGGCUGAGGCGAUAGGAAGAUACAUACAUAGAGGAUCGGACAGUUUUGCUAGAUGCCAGAGUUCAUUGUGGUCGUGUAGGGUUGAGUGAUAUGCGUGGAUGAGGAAAACGAGAGAACAAGUUUUGCUUUCUGGGGCCAGUUGUUUUUCAAGUGUAAACAAAUGCCUCAGGCGCGUCUACA